AGCUGUCCAGCCAUCAACAUUUCCCCACCAAACAAACCGUGUCCCUUAGCACAACAUCUACACAACGUCUGUCUUACUGCUCCUGCAGCCAAAGGGCUCAGGUGCACGGGUUCCCUCCCGCUUUUCUAAGUGGCACGAAGGAAUUUGAACAUAGGUUUCAAGAUUCAAAACGAAACCAGCAGCUUUGGUCUGUUUCUGGCUCCGUUUUCAUGUCACCUUUGCAGCUCCGUUACCCGCAGGGUUUCACGUGGAUUGCGUGGGGUUGCCAUCAGAUCUUCAACUCAACUCAAACAUCUGAUCGUGUCUCGGACCUCUCUUACCAGAGAGAAAUGCCCCUCCCUUCACAAUCACCCCUUAUUCACAUCAUCGCUUUUUCACACACACACACACACACAGCCCAAAGCUGUAUACACUGCGCUGUGAACAACCGUUUUCAAGGAUGAAGCACGAGGAGGGUCAAAUUCCAUGAAGCUCUGACAAACACCCUGAGAACGAACACCCUGACAUCUCCCUUCACCGCCAUCGAAGCAGGCCCGUGCAUUAGUUUCACCAAAACAAGGCCAGCUAUCCCACUGGUUUUGUCGCGGAUUUGAUUAGGCUGGAAAAGACCUCAAGGAUCGUCAGCCCUCUGCUGGGGGGGUGGGGGGGGAGGUGCAGAGAAAAGAGCAGAAGCGUCUCCUCCUCACUGCUGCAGAACCGGACCAGGGCGAAGAGCUGCUGUGGUUUAACCCAGCAGGCAGCCCAGCACUGCACAGCUGUUCUCUCACAGCGGAACGGGGCAGAAAAGCCAGAGGAAGGCAAAACUCACGUGUUGAGAUCAAGACAGUUUAAUAGGACAGAAAAGGCAGGGAAAACAAUAAAGGAAACGGGAAAAGGACUCAUCUCUGGGUCUGUCAGCAGCCACUUCUGGCUUGUUAUUCCCUCCUUUCUGCAAGUGCAGAAGUGCUGCGGAUCCGUGCUGAGGUCACAAUCGUUGCUGGGGUGGGAGGGUUUGGCCCUCAGCUGGGGAGCAGAGCUGGUGCUCUGGUGAGCGUGCUGCACGCAGAGACUGAGCUCUGAGCGUUCCUUGCAAGGGAUCAUCCUUUGAGAGCCCGUCAGAAGCACCGCUGUGGCGUGUGUGUGACCUGGGCACAGCCUGGAGUGAGCGGGCCAAAGAGGUGAGCUGGGCUUGGUGCUGGGUGGUUGCUGGAAGGAGUCUCAGCAGGAAAGCUAGGUUGGGGAGGAGUUCCCAGCUCAAACGAGGCCCUUCCAAAUGGCUGUUUCCAGGGGAAACUGAUUCUUUGUGAGAUUCUGUCGCACGUUUCGGUGAGGAUGGCGAACUGUCGUCACUCCCCUGUGCAAUGGUACAGUGCAACGGAAAGCACAGGGAUAAGAGUGGGGUGGCAAAGUCCUAGGCUGCAGCAAGUGAGGAUAAGCCCAAGUGCAGCAGCUGUGGACGCAGAAAGAAAGGAAGAAAGCUGCCGACCCUUGGAAGGCCUCGGGCAGGCAGGGAUCUCCAGUCAGACACCCUCGCCUCCACUGCCACCCCUUCCAUGAGGUCUGGGAAGAGUUUGCAUGCACCUGAGCUCCCCUGCGUUGGCCCUGCCUUCCCACCAGGUGCUCAAUCACCGCUUCAAGCUGUGACCGAGCAUUGCCACUACACCCCUGUAAAAUUGCUGCUGGGCCCCAGCCUUCAUUUCAGACAUGCCAAAGGAAGAAGAGCGCAGACUUCACGGAGUGCCACUUGUGCUUUACUGACCCACGGAUCGCUGGCUGUGCCGUAUCCAGCAUAUCAGAGAAUCCUAUCAUAGAAUCGUAGGAUAGCUUGGGUUGGAAGGGACCCCAAGGAUCAUCAGGCUCCGAUCUCCCUGCCGCAGGCAGGGCCGCCAACCUCCACAUCUGAUGCUAGACCAGGCUGCCCAUGUGUUACACAAAACCCCGCUGAAGUCAUGGUGGAGAGCCAGGUGCUCAGCUGGGGGCAUGGACUACCUGGUGACAUCACAAGCACGGUGACCUCACAAGCACUGUGUUUGGGGCCAGCAGUGAGCGCCACAGCCGUGAGCGCUGCUCAGGAGCGUGGACACGCUGCGUCAGCCCUCGUCCCGGCUGGCAGUGAGAGUGGUGGUGGCUGACGGGUGCUGCCCGCUCUCGCCGACGGUGUUGCUCAGCCAUCGGGCUGGUGUGUUAGCUGGAAGGGAGAAGGCCUGCAGCUGGGCCUGGGUAAGCCACAGCUGUAGGUUUGUCAAACGUGUGAGUCGUACCAGUGCAUCCCUUGCAGCUGCAGCAAGAGUAGGUGAUGAAGGGGGUCUUUUUCAUGACAGGAACACAAACUGUGUGCUUCGAGGUAUAUAACUGUUGAUGAGACGGAGGACAGUACUUGCUGGGAGAAGCCGUGGCGGUUACACACAAGUUGGAUGUAGAGCUGGCACAGUUCUUGCAACCAGCUCCUUGCGAGAUGCUGCCCUCCUCGAGAGUCUAAAUUGCAUAAAAAGAAAGCUGGGAACAUGCUUGUUCCUCAUUCUUCUUCCCUCGUUGAUACUCUCUGUAGGGCUCCUGUCCGAGAGGACACUUUGCGGAUCCAAGCAGUCCAAGAGUGCAGCCGUCUCUUUCCAAGAGCGGGGAAUUCCUUUGGAGAGAAGCCCAACUUGCUCUAAGAAUUUCCCCAUGAGUCGGCAAGGAGACGACUGCUACUUCUACUUCUACUCAACCUGCACUAAGGGAGACAGCUGUCCCUUCCGCCACUGUGCAGCGGCUCUGGGAGGUGAACGAGUCUGCCGACUGUGGAUGGCGGGUUGCUGUUUCAGCAGCAACUGCAAGUUCAGGCACAUGAGAAUUGAUAAGAGGCGCAGUGAGAUUCCGUGCUAUUGGGAGAAUCAACCAGGAGGCUGCCAGAAAGCCCACUGCGCUUUUCUUCACCUGAAGGAACGCGGUGGGAACGGACUGGCCGUACCACCAAGCCAAAAAGCUGACGCGAGUGGCCUUCCUCCAAAGAGCGGCCUUGCAGAAAGUCUGGGGAACCAGACAGAGCUUGAGAAAGCACCAAGGAGAGGUGGACGCAAGGUGGCCGUGAGGCGUAUUGAUUGGAAAACCACCUUCCCCCCAAUGCAGAGACGCAAAAGAAAAGCAGCAAGGAUGCAUCCAUCUGCUGCUGAGGGCACGGAUGAGCCCCCAGAGAGGAAACUACCCAUGGGCCAUCUCUUCAGUCCGUCCUGAACGACAGCUUACACCUGAAUGAGAAGGCAGCUUUUCAGAUUGCGGUCCGGCUGGCACAAAGAGAAGCAACGCUUUCCAAGAGACUGCCACAGAGAAGGGACCCAAGGUAAGGAGAACGAAAGAAAGCAAGCCCGCACUUGAAAACAAGUCAGAGGCAGUGGGACACAGUGCUUACGUACUCCUCCACACAGCUACAACAACCACAGAAUCAGGCAAUAUCCGGAGCUGGAAGGGACCCACAGGGAUUAUUGAGUCCAAGCCCCGGCUCCACAAGGGACCGCCCAAACACAACGGCCCGGUCCGUCCGCUUCCCUCACCUAGCAGGGCUGGGCCUGACACAUCUCAGGGUACAGUUGGCCCUUCUGCUGGCUCAGAUUCCAGUUGCCACCACCAACCAGAACACCCAGAUCCCUUUUUGCAGGGCCCCUCUCCAGCCCCUCACCCCGUCCACGCAGCCAGGGCCGCCCCAUCCCAGCUGCAGAACUCAGCACUCACUCUUCUUCAUGCAGGUGGCGACCACCCUCAAAUUUGGCCAGAUCUCACUGCAAGGCCUCUCUACCCUCAGGGGACCCAACACUCCUCCCAGCUUAGCAUCAUCCACAAAUUCACUUCACACAACUUCAUUAGAUCUUUAUUAGAAUCUACAGUGAAACCAUUAAAGAGAACCAGACCUAAAUGGAGCCCCGCAGAAUCCCCUCUGCUGACAAGUAGGGCAACUCUCAGGCCAUAGCCUUCCCUCACCCAACACGGCCACGUUUUGGUCAUCGCAGCACAUUUUUAGGGUUACAUCACCAUGGCCUUACAACGUCACGAGCCAUCUCCGUGCUGACUGCUACAAACACAGGGACCCUGACAAGAGAACACCGGGUGGGAGGGAAGGGUCCAGGUAAGGAGCUCCUCACACGCGUGCUUUCCAGAUGCAAGUUCUUUCCUGGGACCGUUCUCUGCAGCUGACAUCCCAACUUCCUCCCAUGGCCUGGCUGCGCGAAAACGCAAGCCAUCACAGAAGGAGGGAAAAGCAAAGGAAUAGCCCUGCAAGAAAAGAAUUAAAGGGUGAGCACAAGGAGCUUGUUACGGUGUCUCAGAAAAGUAAUGCUGCCACUUAGGAUUGUUCUGGGUCAGAUUUCUCCUUGCCCUCGAUUGUUAGUAUCGCCAUCCAAUUUAGCUGGAUCUCCAUAGAUUAUCAAGGUUUCCGCCCCUGUAUCAACUAGGGCCGUAUCUAUCUCCGAAUAUACUUUCAGGACCAGAAAAUCAUCAAUUCCACAUGGGGCCACCAGUCCCUUCCGGAGGCCCUAGGGGGACUAACAUCCCUUGUCACGCCAUGAACUGCGCUACGGUUAAAUCUUUUGUUUCUGGUGCCUCGGGCAUUGAGGCGCGAGACACCUGAGGGGGCUUCUCCUUUCUAUUAGGGACUACGAAAUCCCCUAGGUUCCACGUUGGUGGUGGUACUCUGUCAGUAACUCUCACCCUCGUUUUUUUCUGGGGGCAAUUCUGAAAUUUCUGAUUAUCCUUCAGCUGUCUCCACAGGACGCGAUUGGGCUGGCAAUCAAUUUCUGCCGAUUGCACCCCAGCCUGGAUCAGAUCAUUAAACAUCUGCUUUCGCGAGACCCUUAGGGGCCCCAGCUGAGGAUCCCGUAUAACUGGCUUCUUAGUUUGAAUUACUGGAAGGAGCUCUGCUUCCUCUACUGCUCGAAUAUUGCGCCUGCUCCGCUGGUGCUCUGUCUCCCUCAGGUUGGCCACUAAUUGGGCAGCCUGCUGGACCACAGGCACUGAGGCCACCAGGGGGUUGCAUACAGAAACUAGGGUCCCGUAUAGAUGGCAAGGGCAAGUCUCUCAUACCUGCCAAAAAUCUCACCCUAGCUGGACUUUCAAAUGAGCCCUCCUUUGGAAGCAAAGUCCUCGCUUCUCUUACGCCCAGUUCACAAACGUGAUUUUGAAGGUCCUCCACGGAGGACCGCAAUCCUGUAUUUAAUGGUAUAGCUGAUUUGUUUGGCCAUACCCCAAACGGCAUGCUGCCAUUAGCCAGUCAAUUACAGAACGAUUCUCCUUAGUAUAUUGGAUGCCUGCAUACAAUCUUUGCCUAAGGGCAGGUGGUGGCCAAUUGAGAUAUCUCUGGCCCAUCGACCAUGAGGCUUUCUGCCCCUGAAUCCCAUAGUCUGAGUAACCAGGUUGGUACGCUUUCCUUCGGCUUCUGCCAGAACCCUUGUACCAUGUCCAUUAAUUCUGUGGGUGUGUACGGCCUGGCUGUUACACGUAAAUGUGUUUGGACAGGGGGCCACUGAUCAGGGGGCACCCCUGCCGGUCUAUCUUGUAUCUUCUUUGGUUUUGGGGUUAUAACAGGACAGAGUUCUAGGGAAUCUGUCACAAGUGGAACCUCCAAACCUGAUUUAGAAUUUUUAUUUCCCUGCUCAACCAGGAGCGCUGUUUCAGAAGUGCGGUCAUCACCUACUGACAUAUUACAGACCUGGCCUACUGGGAGAUGCAGAGUUAGUGUAUUAACGGGGAAAAAAGCCAAGUACCUAUUCUAAUUUCUCAAUACGGUUUUUCAAUAGCUAGCUUUCGCUUUCUAAAGCAUCGGCACUCAUUUCAGCUUGGUAUAGGGCAUUCAGCAGUGGCCACGCCACCGUAGAAGCAGCUAACUGCCGCUCUUUUGUAACUAGUAUGUCUUUAUCUAGACCUUGACAAUAUUCCGCCGUGCGGAAUGGGGAGAUAUCCCCCAUACCGCGCAGGGGACCCCAUUUUUCAAUGAAAGUUGCUAAUUGGUAAUAGGGAGAUCCCAGAAAGCCUGGGAUCUGCCCUGCAAGCAUUUUAUCUAGGGGGCAGGGAGGGGGUCACGUUCUCCCCGUGACCCAUCCCUAAAGAUUCCGUAGAAAAGAUAUUACGUUUUCAGUAUUUAUUGGGCCUGCAGGCUUGCCAAGUGUAAGGUCAAAAAGAAUGCAGAUGUUGUAAAGUCACGGGGAAAAGUAACCCAGUCAGUAAACGGGUUACUGCAGAGGCUGACUUCUUGACGUACUUACAGUCAAAGUAAUGACUGUGGAGGCAAUGCGUCUCUGCUACAGAACUGGCCCCCCGUUUUCUAGACUCAAACUGCUCCAUCUGUACAGAUAAAUUCCCACGAUGCAAAACGGACCUGCUGCUAUCUCGCACGCUAAAGGCAGCCCUGGGGUUAACUGAAUCGCCGUCCCCAUGCGAGUGUGAGGUGCAGGAGGGCUUACCUACUCAUCUCACAGCUGGUUUGCUGAAAGCACAUCUCCAGCUAGAAACGUCACACACUAAUUGUUCUCUUCCUUGUUUUCCCCAAGUCUGGAACUGCUUCCUGGAAGCACAGCCGGAGGUCUCAAGCCCACCAUUCCAGUGCUCACAAGCAGCAGAUGAGACGCAGCAGCUGAGCCGCACAGAGGCGGGGAAAGCACUCGCCUCUGAAGAGGAAGACCUGGAGAA
Molecule: messenger RNA, 6633 nt
Organism: Gallus gallus (chicken)
Lineage: Eukaryota; Metazoa; Chordata; Aves; Galliformes; Phasianidae
Product: zinc finger CCCH domain-containing protein 11A-like
Exons: 6
Coding region: 2338-3192 (284 amino acids)
Molecular function (GO): metal ion binding
Source: RefSeq, a predicted model, not a curated record